UGUUCCCACACUGUAAGAGGGUUGAAUUCGGAGUCACAUCCACUGGCUGCUGUUCAGGAGAGGAUAUCACAGGAAAGACUGCAAACAUGGUUGAGAAUUUCGUUGGGACGUGGAAGAUGGUUUCCAGCGAGAACUUUGAUGACUACAUGAAAGCAAUUGGUGUGGGAUUUGCAACCCGGCAGGUGGGGAACCGGACUAAGCCCAAUUUGGUAGUGGCCGUGGACGACCAAGGAAAUGUAUGCAUGAAGUCUCAGAGCACCUUCAAAACUACUGAAAUCAAGUUCAAGCUCAACGAGCCUUUUGAUGAGACCACCGCCGACGAUAGGAAGACAAGGACCGUGGUGACUCUGGAGAACGGCAAGCUUGUGCAGAAACAGAGCUGGGACGGCAAAGAAACGAAUAUCGAGAGGGAGAUCUCAGAUGGGAAAUUGAUAGCGAAAUGCAUAAUGGGAGACGUGGUCGCGGUGAGGACAUAUGUGAAGGAGGCAUGAUGGGGUCCCUCCUCGGCCCACUCCUUGGAUGCAUUGCUGGAUGACAGGCUCAGUUCAAUGAGCGCAAUACCAAACUAAAGUAAUGGCGUGUUCAGCUCUUCUUAUUCUUUAUCUUCACUGUGUUGCCAAAAUCAAAUUUCCGUGCCUCUGUUCUCCAACAUGACACAUUUGGUUUCAUUUGGAAUUGUUGUGGUGAUUUGAAUAAAAAUGAAUGAAAAACUGUC
Toxotes jaculatrix (banded archerfish) is the source of this 715-nucleotide messenger RNA. RefSeq names its product fatty acid binding protein 4a (gene fabp4a). The transcript has 4 exons. Gene Ontology annotation, biological process: fatty acid transport. The coding region runs from base 87 to 491 and encodes 134 amino acids. Gene Ontology annotation, cellular component: nucleus; cytosol. The record is from RefSeq and is a predicted model, not a curated record. NCBI's taxonomy places the organism in Eukaryota, Metazoa, Chordata, Actinopteri, Toxotidae. Gene Ontology annotation, molecular function: fatty acid binding.